Messenger RNA from Closterium sp. NIES-67, 1421 nucleotides. Lineage: Eukaryota; Viridiplantae; Streptophyta; Zygnematophyceae; Desmidiales; Closteriaceae. The record is from the annotation of a GenBank genome assembly.
UGAUGACUUGUUUCACUGACUUACGAAUUUCCGCUUUUCCUCGCAUUCAGUUCAGGCAUUGAGUAUUAUCAGGCUUUCCUGUUGCUCAUUGCUCUUCCUCAAGUAUCUGUCCGACUAAGUCGAAAAAAUACUCUCCUAGGUCGCGCCCGCUUUAUCUGGUCGCUCAACGUCUCCAUCGAGCAGAGGUUGUGAAGACCCGCGUUUCUUGUUCACGAGGAGUUUUACCGUGACACGAGAGUAGGAGACCAACGCAGUAGUCAUGGCGGCUUGCGCUUCUACACUACAGAUCCCUGCGUAUUCAUUCGCAGCUCAGCCUGUUUCCCUCUCCUCCAGCCAGAGACUAGCGAGCACCAGCAGCCUACCAGCGACAUGGGGAAACGCUCGCCAGGCGUCGUCGCCGUCGCACGGUCGCCAACAGCGCUUCGCCGUCAGAGCAGCAGCUGCUGAAGAGGCGGCAAAGAAAGAAUCUGGCAACGGCAGCGACAGCGAGGUGGACAACCACAUUCUGCCGUACUGCGACAUCACGAAGAGGCGGCAGCGCACGCUGGGCGAGAUGGAGCAGGAGUUCCUGCUGGCGCUGCAGGCGUACUACAUCGGGCAGGAGCCCAUCAUGGGCAACGAGGAGUUCGACAACCUCAAGGAGGAGCUGCUCUGGGAGGGCAGCCAGGUCGUCGUGCUCUCCAAGGACGAGCAGAAGUUCAUGGAAGCUUCCUUGGCGUACCAGGCGGGCAAGCCGUUCAUGAGCGACAGGGAAUACGACGAGCUCAAGCGAGCCCUCAAGACCAAGGGCAGCAAGGUGGCCAUCGAGGGCCCUCGCUGCAGCCUGCGCACGCGCAAGUCGUACAGCGACAGCAUGGUGGACUACUUCCGUAUGACCGCCCUCAACCUCCCCGCCGCCAUCCUCGCGCUUCUAGUUGUCUUCUUCUUUGAUGACAUCAGCGGAUUCGAAAUCACCUACCUACUCGAGCUGCCCGAGCCCUGGAGCUUUGUGUUCACGUGGUUCGUGGUGCUGCCCAUCGUGUACCUCCUGAGCCAAGCCAUCACCAAUGGCAUCUUCAAAGACUUCCUCAUUCUGCAGGGUCCGUGCCCCAACUGCGGGCACAAGAACGUGAGCUUCUUUGGCACAAUUCUGACAGUCAGCACAGGCAAGCGGGUCAACGAGGUCAAGUGCGAGGGGUGCGGCUCCUCCAUCUCCUUUGACCUGGACACCCGUAGAAUCACCCUCGAAGCCCUCCCUCCCCUUGCAGCUGGCAAGGGCGCACCGAAAUCUGCAUAGACUGUAAUAACUGAUUGCAUAGUCCGUCCACGCAGCAAGUUGAACUCGUUUUAUCUGUAAUUUCUUUUGCUAUUGCCCUCAAUGUGUUUUUUGAAUGACUGACCGCCAGAAGUUACAUGAUGUUUAAUAAGGCAUGAAUUCCCCA